UCGCUGAAACGUGAAGUUCAUUUCGUUGGGAUUUUAAAGUUUUAAUUUAUAAAAUUAAAAUGUGACUUCGUACAUAAAAUGGAAAAUAAACAUCCAAGAAGGAUAUUAAAAUCACCUGUCGCCAAACGACGGAGUAGACUUGUGCCAAAAGACCAAAAGGUUGUGUUGGAGCGUGUGCUUGGGCUGACCGCAUCCUCCAAUGCUACAUUCGCCUGUGACCCCAACACAGGCACACUUGCCUACCCCGCCGGAUGUGUGGUUGUGUUGUACAACCCAAAGAAGAACAAGCAGGGCCACAUCUUCAAUGUGUCGAAGAAGAACAUCACCUCGCUUGCCUUCUCAGGCGACGGCAAACACCUUGUCACUGGAGAGAGUGGCCACCAGCCGGCAGUACGAGUCUGGGAUGUGGCAGAAAAGACCCAGGUGGCAGAGUUCUUGGGACAUAAGUUUGGCAUCAUUUGUGUGGCAUUUUCCCCGAACCUUAAGUACAUUGUGUCUAUCGGGACGAUGCACGACAUGCAGGUGUGUGUCUGGAACUGGAGAACAGGCUCAAAGGUCGCCUCCAACAAGGUCUCCAGCAAGGUGUCUUCAGUGGCAUUUUCAGCAGACGGGUCCUAUUUUGUGACAGUGGGGACUCGUCAUGUGAAGUUCUGGUACCUGGACAGCAGUAAAUCCAAGAUCAAUGAAACAGUUCCUCUUAAUGGCCGUAAUGGUAUCCUUGGUGACCAACGUAACAACUUCUUCUGUGAUGUGGCGACGGGCACAGGGUCACAGGAGAAAUCUACAUUCUGUGUCACACAGUCCGGCUUUCUCUGUCAGUUCAAUGAAAAACGACAGAUGGACAGAUGGGUUGAACUAAGGACCACAAUAGCCAACUGCAUAUCUGCAUCAUCAAGGUACAUUUACGCUGGCUGUGCAAACGGUGUGGUGCGCGUGUUUUCAGCAAAGACCCUAGAGUAUGUUGCAACCCUUCCCAAACCUCACUACCUUGGCAACGAUAUUGCGGCACCUAGAAACGACAGACAAGGCAUCCUUAAUGACAAAAAGUACCCAGACACCAUCGCAAUUGCCUUCGAUGAGGAACAUUCAAAGGUGACAUGUAUCUACAACGACCACAGUGUGUAUGUAUGGGACGUCCAUGACCUAAAGAAGAUUGGCAAGGCCUGGUCAUUUCUUUACCACAGCUCCUGUGUCUAUGGCGUGGAGGUAUACCCAAUGUUAGAGGAGGGGAAGACCCCUAUAUUACCUCCCAAUUCCUUCAUCACAUGCUCGAGUGACGACACCAUACGUAUCUGGAAUCUCGACCCUCACAUGGCUGAGACCAAGACGUACAAGAACAACAUAUACUCACAUGAAUAUGGUUGCAUAGACCUGUUGAAGAUCAUGUACAUGGACCCUAGCCUUGCCUCACUCUGUGAUGUCGACUAUAAUCCUUCUGGUGCUACAGAUAAGACGGACACAAACUAUGAUGAUAAGAAUGGCAUUCGAUCAAUCCGUGUGAGCCCAGAUGGUCAGCAUCUGGCUUCGGGUGACCGCCAGGGAAAUGUCAGGAUCCAUGACCUUGAGAACCUGAUAGAGAUAAAGCAGAUCGAGGCUCACGAGUCAGAGGUGCUCUCCCUCGAAUACUCACACUGGAAACCAGGUCCUAGUCUGCUGUCAUCAUCAAGUCGUGACCGGCUGAUCCAUGUGUUUGACACUGAGCAGCAGUAUGGCCUCCUGCAGACAUUAUCGGACCACUCAUCGUCCAUAUCGGCUGUCCGGUUCACCCACACAGAUGACCAACUGAAGAUGAUCAGCUGUGGAGCAGACAAAUCAAUACUCUUCAGGAAUCUCCAGCAGGACCCAGAGUUCCAGUUUACGCUGGCAACCCAUCAGGUGGAAAAAAUGACUCUUUAUGACAUGGUGGUGGACCCUGAGCAUACUGUAGCUGCUAUAGCUUGUCAGGAUAGAAACGUCAGAGUAUACAACAUAAAGAAUGGGAAGAAGAAAAAAGAGUACAAAGGUUCACUUGGUGAUGAAGGAACUCUGGUCAGGAUGAGCCUGGACCCUUCCGGUUCCUAUCUCGCCACCAGCUGCAGUGACAAAAACAUCUGCCUCCUAGACUUUGCCUCUGGGGACCUGCAGGCGACCAUGUUUGGACACUCGGAGUUUAGCACUGACGUCAAGUUUAUGAAUGAUCUUCGACAUCUCAUAACAACCAGUGGCGAUGGAUGUAUAUUUGUGUGGCGGUUGCCGCAGGAGAUGACCAGUCAGAUGCAUAACAAGAUGGCUGACACAGGACAGGCUCUGGCACACAUAUCAAAUGGCCUCCCCAGGCCAAUGCCAGUAACAAGUCUUCAACAUGACAUACCAGACUUUGCACCAGGUGUGAGGGCCUUUGACAGCCCAGAGAAGUUGCUACUGAAGAUGUCGGGAGGUCUGCCGGCAGUGGAAGAGGGGGAAGUUGUGGGGGGCUUCGUCAGCCCUGACAAGAUACUGAAUCCCAAGGCUGCAGAGGAGGGGGACGUGUCAUCUCCUGCUCAGGAUGGACCCGACAGUCGCUCUUCAAUUGCCUCCCUGCCCAGCUGGGUGAAGAAACAUAUGGGAAUGGAGAAUGUUCCUGACUGUGAUGAGGAGGAGAAGGAUGGCUCCAGCCAAGCUCCACGGGGUCGCUGGGCACAGAGAGGGGAGACUCAGAAUGUGGUACUAAAGCAGCAGGAUGGCAGGUCCGUCAGUGUCAAUGAAGAUCGGCGCCGCUUCUCAUACGAGGCUGAUACAGUGCUAGGCCAAGCAGAUCUCCGCCGCGACACAAUGGUCAUCGAUAGACCCACUAACAUGCCCAAGAACAUGCCCGUUAUUGAGGAUGAGGACAUGGAAGAGGAAGAUCUGUUUAUGGGCUCUCGCACCUUCGUCAAGCCCGACACCAACCGGGACAUCACAUGGGAUGAUCUGUACAACUUUGACAAUGAUGCCGAUGUUGCUGCUGAGAAUGAGAUAAUCUACUACCCUCCGUCCGAGAGUGAUGGUUCUGACGGCCUGGCCAGUUCAUACCAGGUGUUUAACAAGGCUCAUCGGCAGCACCGAAAGUCUCUGUCUGGCAGCAGUAUUCCGGAUGGAGACUCAGAGUCGGGAGAUGUUGUCUCCUUGGAGGACAUGGAUGAGGAGGAGGAUUCCACCCCCAGCACUCCGCUAGACGACGUUCAGGCUCGCAUCAACAACAGGGAGAAGUUCCUGAAGGACACAUUUGAAAACCUGAGUUUCACACCUGUGGUCGACACGGAGAAGUUCCGAAGGGGCCUCGACAACCUGGAAGAGGAGCUGGAUGGAGGUGGAGCUGGAAACGCAGCCAUAAACCACCGUCAGAGUCUCUCAGCACGCUUCCUUUCACGGUCACAGGCUGCAGGAGCCAGGGGUCAAUAUGGUGGCAUCACCAGACAGGACAACUGGUUCGAUUCUGUACAGAGAAGGAAGGAUGAUAUGGCCAGGAACCUGGACGAGAGUCGCAAGAUGCUUAUGGCUAUGGGCUGGAAGCAGGAGAGCCCCGACACAGACAAUGAGGACCCUUUCGCCCACCCGUCUGUCAUCCCCACAUCUCCGCCACAGUCUCCACAGGUGGACCCCACUAAGCCACCAUCACCCCUCACCGGCGCUGGUCAACAACUACCAAGCCCCUCACCCAGCCCGAGAACUCCCAAAACUCUGCGUCGCUGUUGGUCUAGCUUUGAACUUCCUAAAAGCCCAAUACCAGAGAUCGUCUCCGUCACUAAUCCAGAGACGAAACCAAGCAACCCAAAACGUCUACAGCGUUCUGGUAAACGGGAAACUGUGACAUUCCUAGAGACUGUAUCUUGUAACAUCUGUGGCUGUAGGAGUAAAAUACCUGCUCCUACGUCAUACUUGCCUAAAUGUAGUCAGCGGAAAGUAACCAUCAGGGCAAGUUCCUGCAGUGUGAGUAGCCGUGGUAGCAAGGAGGGUGUGUCCACCACCCCAACAUCUUCCCGGGGUGCCCCCUCCCAGCCCCGCCCUCGUACACUGCCGCUGGACAAAGCAGGGGGUCGGGUCACACCAACAGAGAGGGCUGGAGGUAGAACAUCAGGGCCUACAAGCCGCUUGUAUACCAAAAAGGACCUUCCCUACACACCUACAGCCUCCAGCAGGAUAUCUGGGGAAGUGAGAAAAAAGACAUCCCGAUUUUCGGCCCCUCUGGAGGUAAAAGAUGAUAGUGCACCAGCAUUGAGGCGGUCAUCGUAUGGCAGCAAUCUGAACAAGAGCCACUCAAAGUCCCUGCACAGCCUCACAUUUGACGAGGAUGAGUUGGAACUGACCCCGCAGGGAGCAAACCGGCGACCCCGCUCCAAGUGGGGUGCCAAACUUUCAACCUUUGGCUCUGUUCCUGACCUGCUACAGCCAGAAAAGGAUGGCAAGAAAAGCUCAGAGACCAGCUCUGUAGAUUCAGGGCGUAGUGAGCCUGACAUUAAUGACAAUGUUGUGAAACAAUCUGAUCAAAAGGAAAAGAAGACUUACACUAGGAAGUCUUUAUCAACUUCUCAAAGUAAACCAAGUGACUUAGGUAGUAAAAGAGCAGCAUCCAGCCGCUCUUUGGCUCCAAGCAGAAGUAUUAGUGUAGAGGAGAAAAACGGACCAUUAAAAUCUGUGAGUGUUAGUAUGACCAAUCUAACAAGUACUACAAGCAAAAAGACAACAAAAGACCGGGACCUUAUGCCUCCUCCAGCUGUGCCAGGCUCCAAGGCUAGGCCAAAUAGAGCUGCCAAACGGGCAGAUCCUCGUAGACGGACCACAGACAAUUCGGGCUUCAGUCUGGAGGAGGCAAAGGACAUUCUUAGUGGAAAAUCAUCAAAAAUUGUUGAGAUUAAAGAAAAGGCCAAACAGAAGAGGUCAACAUCAAUAUCCCCCUCACGUAAUUCUCAUGGUAAUCCCUUAGAUUUAGAAGUGAAAAAGACUACAGAUAUAAAUGACUUUAUAUCCAGUGCUGACACCGGUGUCCUACUAGCUUCAACUGAGAUUGAGCUGACAGCAGCUGAGAUGAGGCGCAAGUCAGCCCCUGGCUCCAGUACAGGCCUGCCCCUUGAGGCCUACCCCAAUGAUCCCCCAGAAAGGGAUGUUGCCCCAGAAUCUAGUAAAUCCCGUACAAGGGCAACAAAAACUGCCAACACCAGCAAGUCAGUGAAUCCUGUUGUUGAUUCAGUAAAGCAUAAAACAGAGCACAGCAAAUCAAACAGUGAUAGUGGAGACAAUUCUCCAAGACUUUCAGAACAUUCUAAUGACAAUGAUGGUGAAUGCCCUUCACCUAGUGUAAAGGAUAGGAUAGCGAGAUUAAAUAAGCAUGUGACACAAACUGGACGUCAGUCUUCCACCAGUCCAUAUAGGGGCCAAGGGAGACCAACAAGCCCGACUGACAGUCCUAGACAGACUUCAGCGGUGCAGAUCAACCUAUCUUCAAGCUUAGACAACACAGUAGCUUCACCAUCAUCAGUUACAUCUUGCAAUACUCAGAGCUUGCUGACUGUGUCAGCAGACUCACCUAGACUGCUACCCUCUAUUACACCCGAGGUGACUGGUUCACAGGACAUGGAGAUUGAAACCAGUCCACUGUCGGCUAGUACCCAGUCUACAUUCCCCGCUGCUGUCCACACUCCAUCAGCCAAUAUGGCUGCCAGUCCGGAGUCAGAUACCCUGAUGGGAGCCUUGUCCCCUGGUAACCAUAGCAACUCCAGCCCCAGAAGUGUAGCAGACACAGGACUUGGCUCAGACACUGACCUUGAUUCUAGUCAAUCUUUUCGAAGGUACCAGCUGUCCCAGCCCUCGUUGUCAGCAUGCAAGGAGCAGUUUUACCAGACCUUCUCUUCCGUGGAAAGGUUUACUGAGAUGGUCUCAGGUCUGCGAUCUCGUGGAGAGGAUGUAAAGGAUCUUCAGAACCAGUGUUGUCAUCUGGCGUCCAGUUUGCGGUCAGCAGUUGGCCUUGAGCCUCCAACUGACCAUCUGACAGGCCUUCUGACCACCCUGACUGACCGCCUCACCAGCAUGGAGCACCGUAUGGAGCACCGCAUGACAUGCAUGGAGGAGAAAAUAGACGCCCUCAGUGGGAACGCUGUCUCACACAAAUAAUGACUCAUGGGCUUCAAAUUACUCCUGCAGGACUAUUGGAAGUUUUUAUGUGUUUGAAACAGUUUAUCAAAGAAAAUUGAAACAAGCGCCCACUUUAAUCAAAGCUCAGGUAUAUGUUUUGAAUUGAAAGAGCGUUUACAUUCAAAUGUAUGGUCUUGUCUUUGAUCCAAACUUGCUAAGCUAUGGUGAAAUGUUCACAUAUCAAGCUAUUCACAUAUCAAAAUAUAUUAUGUUGGUGCAUCUUAUAAUGCAGCUUGUAUCAAGCUUAGUGUCUAAUUAUAAGAAAUACUCAAUCAUUUAUGCAAGUUUGCGAUAAUAUUGGAUAUUUUUCCAUCUUGGUAUAUAAAGCAGGCAAUUCAUUAUCAGUAAAUGCUAGUAUACAAUUCAUGACAUGAUGUUCUUUAGUAUUUUAGUAUUUUCAUAAUUUCAAAGAAAAAGAUUGUUUUGAAAAAAGAUCAUUUGAAAAUCAGAUGAUUAUUAAAGGCACUAAUACUAGUAUCUUAGUUUUGUUCCCACAUGAUAAGAAGUUCUACUUAAGAACAUAUAAUGUCUUACACAGAAAAUCACUAUUUGACUUGAACAGUGCUAUACAUUCAGUACAGGGAAGCCAUUGGUUCAUCCCCCACUAUACUUGCUCAGUAUUUUAACUGUUGUCUUCCGCUUUAAACAUUCCAAGCAUAAUAAGUGUUAUGCACAUUACGACCAAAAAUCUAGUAUAAUUGUGUUAUGAUAUGAAUUUGGAGGGCAGGUUAUUAUAAACGAAACUAGCCUAUCUUCAUUGGGCCAUUUUUGUAUUCAUGUAUACAAUGUGUUGUGCCAUAAUUGCCACAUUUAUAUUUGCGUUUAUACUGUUUGGUGAAAUUUAUUUAUUUUACUGUUGUUUAAUGCUGAUGCAUAUUGUUUUGUCAAAACCAUUUCACAGUUCAUGGUGUCAGUAAUCAUUUUGAUCACAUUGUUUCAAAUACAGAAAUUAUGUACUUGAUUCUUUAGAUAAUUAUUAAUUUAUUGGUCUGUUGGUUUUUUAUUUGUUUAGAAAUAUGUAUGUAAAGAGCUGGCUCAUAGGUCUUUAUUUGAAGAACUAUUUGAUUUUAUGAAACCCUUGUUUGUACAAGUGCAGUUGACUUAAAAAGUUGUUUGCAAAAUCUGUCUGUAUGUACAGGUAGGCUGUCUGAUUCGUGCAUAAAACACUUUCCACAUGAUGAUUUGAUGCCAUAACCAUUACCAUACAAGGUACAUCAGCUUACUCAUUUAUUUAAAUUUGACUUAAUCCCUUAUUUUAUGUGCCCUAGAUAUCAAUUUAACUUGUAGAAAGUACACAAACCUGAAUGAUGCAGCCCUCAGAAUGUAUCAGAGAUCUAUAUGUACCAAUUUGUAAAGCGUUUUGCAAUCCUGCUGUUAAUAAAAAACACCAAUUUUCCAUUAUGUUUGCAUAUGUAAAUAUGCAUGGCUAAAAUAUUAACUAGCAAAUAAACUACAUUACAAUUCUGAGAAAUGUUUUAGUGUUUUGCAAUUUCUUUGCUGUUUAAAUCAAAGGUUUAGUAUGAUUUUGGAGAAAAAGAUAUGUAUGUCAAUUUUUUAUUUUAUUUCUUGGUUUGAAGGUGUGUUUUUUGUGGCUACAAUAUUGUAUGUCGCACUUGUAUAUGAUAUAAUAACGGCAUAUUAUUUUAAUACCUUGCCAGGAAUCAUGACCAGCCAUGUGUCUUCACUUGUUUCUGAAAUCUCAUGUGUGUUUUGUCUCAGCAGUUGUCUCAAGUGGACUGUUUAUGACUUUAUUUAUCAAUGUAUAAUGACUUAAUUUAUUCAUAUAUAAUGAUUUAUGUAGCUGUGAUUUCAACAACACAACAGUAAGCACAACUGGAGUGUAAAGGCUAUUUAACAUUGAGAUGUUAUAAUCAUAUGGAAUAAUGCUUCGUAAUUAUAAAUAACAAAUAUAAUAAGAUAUUGAUAUAUUUUUUAUAAUCAAAUGUAACAGUUUGUAAUCAAAGAAAUAAUGGGCUUCCACUUAUUAGGGAAAUGUCGGAUAAUAACAUAUAUUAUUUAGCAUUGGGCAGUGAUAACUACAAGUUGUUGUUUGUUAGUUUUAUGCACGAUAAUUCUAUAUUUUUAUUCAUUAUUGCUUUCAGCAUGCAUUCACACUGCUCAAUGGAUCAGUUAUAUCAACUGGAAAUGAGUAUCAAUCAAACACUUAUAACAUUGAAAAAUGAGUAACAUUUAUUGUUACUGAGUGAGUUGUUAUAAUGCACCUGUCAAUUGGAACCACGCCGGGGGGAUAGCCGGGGAAAUUGACAGUGUUUUUACCUUCAAGGUGGCCCGUGCCGGGUGAAUGCAGUGGUUUUGUCUUCGCACCAAAAAUAGCCGGGAUAGGGCCUUACCUGGGGUGCAGGGGAAUUUGGCGGGGAUUAACCAGCAGUUCGUCCUCGCAGUGCGGGGAUUUUACCUGGGCUUGGCUGGAACGAAAGUCAAAGUCCCUGCUAUUCCCCGGACCUGGGGGUGGCCGGGGUUACAAUUGACUGGUGCAUAACAGUAUCAUUAUAUAUACAUGUAUGCAUAAAAAAUAGUCUUUCAUCAAACAUGUGUACUUAAGGUUGUUACUUUUUCAUAAAUUGAUGGAUAAUUGUUUAUGUAUAUAAUGAUUUGCAUUAUAAAAUGAUGUAAAUAAAACUCCUAUAAUGUUCAGA
Mya arenaria is the source of this 8783-nucleotide messenger RNA. Its product is annotated as mitogen-activated protein kinase-binding protein 1-like. Lineage: Eukaryota; Metazoa; Mollusca; Bivalvia; Myida; Myidae. The transcript has 35 exons. The coding region runs from base 79 to 6105 and encodes 2008 amino acids. Gene Ontology annotation, molecular function: protein binding. The record is from RefSeq and is a predicted model, not a curated record.